Molecule: messenger RNA, 1029 nt
Organism: Galendromus occidentalis (western predatory mite)
Lineage: Eukaryota; Metazoa; Arthropoda; Arachnida; Mesostigmata; Phytoseiidae
Exons: 5
Coding region: 1-837 (278 amino acids)
Source: RefSeq, a predicted model, not a curated record
AUGCCUCCGGAGAUGGUCUCCUCUCCGAAGAGAUCUCUUUCAACCGCAGCACCUUCACCGUAUACACAUGCAAGUUCAUUACCGUCACCGAGGAUGUCACCUUUAAAAUCCCCCGUCAACAAGUAUGACGAUGAUUUCGAUCCGGAAUACGCAGAGAAGCUCCGCAACAACCCAACCGUCCAACUGGCAGUCAAGUCCUUCCGGACGAUGCGCCGUAGUGCGCUCACCCCGGUGGCCAGACGAUUACGAGAUGUUAUGGUGCAAAGAUAUCCAGUCUAUCCACCCGCGGUCAACCUCGACGCUCUCAACAACAGCGAUUGGACGGAGGUAGCGAUAAAUGUGCCGCGAUUGCCAUCGGGGUACAAUCAUACCAAUCCGAGCAAAGGCAUGGUCAAUCCCGCCAAGUUGAUACGCAACACAUUCGGUGCAGACAUCCUCAUCAUGGUCGGCACUCUUCUUGCAUUUGCUGGCUCGGCCGUGACGUUAUUCGCCAGUUACGGAAACUUCACUAGUCCUGAAACGAGACCACUGAUCCUGGGUCUCGGACCACCACUGAUAGGCGUCGGAUUCCUUUUCUGCUUACUUCGAUUGUUUUUCUGCCGAUCGCGUCCGAUGAAUUGCUCCUGUUGUCGCUCGGGAGCGGGCGACGCACCGAAAGUGCCGGGUUCUGGUAAGAUGAUGCCAAGCGUCGGCAAGAAAGUUCACCCAAUACUCGAACAAAUUCAGAACGGGAAUGGGAUUCACAUGAACGGCUCUAUGAAGAACGGUGCACCCGAGACGUCGACGAAUAAUGUGCCUGAGCGGAAAUUCAGUGGACCCGUUUGGACGAUAACUUGAAAUCACGAAGCUCAGUCAGUUUAUGAGGACCAGCGAGUCUAAUAAUUGUUUGUGAAUAUGUACAAUCGGCACACGUCGGAGGUAUUCGAGCGUGAUGGAAGAUGCGAGUAAUUGUUGUUGAGACGCGAGAUUUCUAUUCAGAAGAGUUUAUACCGGUGUUGCGUGUUGGUAAAUGAAUAUUUAUGUCUAUGA